AUGUACUCCUCUGUCAUCACCUCCUUUGCCGCUGCGGCUCUUCUCGCCGUCGCUUCCGCCAGACUCGACAAACCCGUCAUCAAGCCACCCAUUCCCAACGGCGGCCUCGGCAGCCUAGGCCCGGACCUCAUGUCGUCCCUCCCCAUUGCCGCCCACACCACCUCUGACUGGGACCCGACCCAUCUCCCGCGGGACUGCAAGCGCCUCGCCCAGAGCGCCGGGUUCUCUCCCCUCGACGUCGACGCCUUCAACAUUCGCUUCGACGACUGCAAGCAGCAGCCAUGGGUGUUUUGCCGGCACAAGGACGCCCCGCUGAGCCAAAAAACAAUGGCGGAGCUGUUUGGCCGGCUGCCGGUCCGCAUGCGCCAGUAUAUCCGGCACAUUAUCGCGCUGCCCGGUCAGCGCUCCGCCGGCAGCGCGGGGGAUAACAUCCAGAUGAAUGGCGACUGCGAGAUUACCGUCUUUAUCCACGAGACGGGCCACUCGCUCGACUCGCACGCGUUUGACCCCAAGCACGGCGUGCCCUUUUCCAGCAGCCGGGCAUGGAAGGACGCGUACGACAAGGACACGGCCGUCACCGACGACUAUGCGCAGACGUCGCAGCAGGAAAACUUUGCGCAGGAGACGGUCGUUGCCGUCUACGACAAGAAUGUCAAGGGCGGCGGCAUCGGCAAGAUUCAGCCCAACGCUCAGGCCAUCCGCAACGCCUACACAACCUUGGAAAAGUAUAUUGGUGACAUUAUUAUCCCGGGGGGCGAGUGCACCCACCGUCUGGAGAAUAGCCCGGCGGUACCCAAGGCCGAUUCGGCCAGGACACGCCUGGUGGCCAAGUCUGAGCCCGUUGGUGAGGGCUUGACGAGAAUUGAGCCGAUACCAAUGGGGCCAAUUACUUUAGCUCGCUACUAG
This is a messenger RNA of Beauveria bassiana ARSEF 2860, 906 nucleotides long. Its product is annotated as conidiation-specific protein (con-13). Bases 1 to 906 code for a protein of 301 amino acids. The record is from RefSeq and is a predicted model, not a curated record. Gene Ontology annotation, molecular function: metallopeptidase activity. Lineage: Eukaryota; Fungi; Ascomycota; Sordariomycetes; Hypocreales; Cordycipitaceae. The transcript has a single exon.